This is a messenger RNA of Pocillopora verrucosa, 2572 nucleotides long. Its product is annotated as protein mab-21-like 2. The record is from RefSeq and is a predicted model, not a curated record. Lineage: Eukaryota; Metazoa; Cnidaria; Anthozoa; Scleractinia; Pocilloporidae.
GACAGAGAUCAGCGUUAGUGAGGGACAGCUGUGGUCGCGAUUUGCGCUCUUUCUCGGCCCAUAAUUUACUCAAGAUUGUUGACCCCCGGUAUUUUAUUGGUGGAGAGUCGGUCCUGCUUAUUGUUCCAGAGAUUAAUAGCCGCUGACAGCUUCAAUUGGUCCAACUUUGUCACGUUAAUACUACAGACUGGAAAGUAGUCGCCUUAAAACGUAUCCGUCGAACAGACAACGCAUCGGAGUGCCGAUCGUAUGCGGUACUCUCACUCCUACUAAUGAUGGCUUCUGUAUUUCCUGAACGCCGUGCGAGUUUACAAAAGUUUGUCAACACCCGGGUACACAGGCGGAAAACCGAGCUUUAUAAAACCAUAACAAACAUUUGUUCAGUGGUUCAGGAGUUAUUGAAGCAUGUGGAAGGCCUAGAGCCACGCUUCAUCUCGUCUCUGAAACUCGUGGAUGGAAGAUAUCAAGGGGUUAGAGCAUUAUCUCCCCGCAACUUCGAAGUGCAUUUAUACCUGAAUCAAAUGGGAGUUUUUAAUUUUAUCGAUGAAAGCUGCCCGCCCGGCUGUGCAAUGUUGAAACUCAGUGAUGAACGGAAGCGCUCCAUGUCUCUUUGGACAGAGUUUAUAACGGCUUCUGGCUACCUGUCCGCUAGAAAAGUGCGCUCGCGGUUCAUAUCUUUAGUCGCGGAGGCAAUACGGCGCGGAGAACUUCAGAAUCAAAUUCGCGUCAACGUAGACAAUCAUUUCUCGGCGAAACUCACAGUUUUGGAGCGUUACACUGUAGAGCUGAUCCCAGCGUUUCGUUGCGGCUCUAUCUGGCCGCAGAACGGAUGUUGUUGGCCAAAUCCUGAUACUAUAUGGCCUCCACAGCCGGUAAUAGCCGGCAUUAAGCUACGAGGGUUUUCGUUGCUGGCACGAGAUCCGUAUCCGAGUGUCAAAGGCGCAGGGUCUGAAGGUGAUGCCUGGCUACUGUGCUUCUAUGACGCCGAGGACAUGCUCUUCGCAAACGGCGGGCGAAGGUUGUGUCUUAGCAUGUUGAAAACUUUGUACGACAAGCACCUUGAUUUACCCGGAAAGCCGUUGGAAUAUGUACAUCUAGUGAUGCUGUUACUCUUUGAAUGCGAAAAGCAUCCCAGAGAAACAGAAUGGACCGACGAAUCGCUCAUUGAUCGCAUCAAUGGUAUUCUUCUGCAGCUCGUGUCUUGCCUGCAGUGUCGAAGGUGCCCCCAUUUCUUCCUGAAGGGAGUGGACUUGUUUGGCUGUAAGCCAAAGCAGGCUUUAGACAUGGCGGCAAAACAGGCUUGGAAUAUCGCGCGGGAUAUCGCCACUAACCCUGGAAGUUUCGAUAUCCUGUAGAGGAACCUAAGGCUCCCGGCAUACAAAAUAUUGUAGUUUAUUAAAACCCUGACGUCAAUUGUUUGCCGUAGGGACAUGGGCUGUUUUGAUUUAAGUUUAGUGUCUUUUUGAUGUCGGAAAUGCUUUUUUGAUUGAAAAAAAAUGAGCAUUUAAUUUUUUUUUUGCCCAAAGGUUCUGAAAGCCAGGUGUUGAAAUUCGUAUUUGUUGAGGUUCAAAAUGUUCAUUUUGUUAAUUAUUUUCCUUUGUUUGAGGGUCUGGUUAUGUGUGAUAAGAAGUUUGAAACAAAGGGAAAAAAGGCAAAAUCUAAAUCAUGGAUAAAAUUGAACCACGACGAGAAGAAUAAUUGGUAUUGAAGAACAUAUUCUCGAAAUUUUGAAUAGGUAACUUUUCAUGCACCUUUGCUGAAGGCCAAGGUUAACCGCUAUCUUUUUUCACAAUGAGAAUAAAGAACUUAAGUGUCUCACUCACAUUGUAGAGGACACCUGUGUAUGUAACAUACGGCUUUAUCAUUUAGUAUAGAAACAAGACUGGGCUGAAAACUUAAACUCAAUUCCUUUAGAUUCUUCUUUAUGUGUAAAUUUUAUUGAAAGUAGUAACAGGUAACAAGCGAAUGCCUCUCGCCAGUCUCUGUAGUAAUAGAAGUAAAAUCUCCUUGAAGUUACUUUGAGGUAGAAAAAUAAUUUAGUGUUUUUUCCGCCUACACUCAAGUCUCGGCAAAACCACAACGGACCUACAUUUAGCCUGUCUGACCUUAAAGAACAAUGAAAUAGGUUUCUCUUGACAGAGUUUAGUUUGUUUAGACUUUAUUCAGAUAGAAAACAUGUGCGGUUACGCAACAGAAAAUAGAACAAACAAUGUAGCAGACUGGCGUGUGAGACAGUAACCUGCCAAAAUCGCGUUUUAUUUUGAAACCUCGUGUUUAAAAACAGGUGAUAAUAUCUUACAGGCGUUGGGUAGCGAUGUUAGCGAUGGUAUGUUUUAAACAUUUUCUUCGAGAAAGGGAUUUUUGUUCGACAAAUAUACACGCAAAUGUAUAAACAAUAGCCUCUAUUUGGCGCGAAAAUAUGUACGGAUAUUUGUCCGCUGACAUUAUCUGUUCCAAGAUGCGAACAGUUUUCCGAGAUCGAAGUUCGAGGAAAACUUUAAGCUUCGAGGAACAGGUAAUGUCCAAGGAAAUUUGAAAAGAAUACUUUUCGUGGUGGACGUAAGGUUUGAAA